Molecule: messenger RNA, 2212 nt
Organism: Wasmannia auropunctata (little fire ant)
Lineage: Eukaryota; Metazoa; Arthropoda; Insecta; Hymenoptera; Formicidae
Product: U3 small nucleolar RNA-associated protein 6 homolog
Exons: 9
Coding region: 151-1962 (603 amino acids)
Biological process (GO): maturation of SSU-rRNA from tricistronic rRNA transcript (SSU-rRNA, 5.8S rRNA, LSU-rRNA)
Cellular component (GO): Pwp2p-containing subcomplex of 90S preribosome; small-subunit processome
Molecular function (GO): protein binding; snoRNA binding
Source: RefSeq, a predicted model, not a curated record
GCGUCUCGCUCGCGCUGUUCCGCGCUCGCGUCACUCGCGUUGACUCGCGUGGUCUCGCGUCUGAUCGCAAAUAUUUUAUUACCUUCUCGCGUUGUUGUUGUUGUUUCUCGUUGAAUUAAUCUGCUCAGCGUCUUCUAAAAUUCUCGAAAAAUGGCGGAGUUUGUGGAGAAGCGGUGCCAGGACAUGAUUCCUGAGCUGGAGCAAAUGGAGAGGAUCAAGCUCUUUGAUAAAAACGAGAUUCGGAGCAUCGCCAAGAAACUCAAAGAAUACGAGUAUAAAAUUCAACGACACACAAAGUGCAAGGAGGACUAUCUUCGGUACAUACAGUACGAAAUGGAUCUGCUCAAGUUGAUCAAGCAACGGAGGGAUAAAUAUGGUAUUACUCAAAAGAGAUCGGUCAUCGACUACGCUAUAACCAACAAGAUGAAUAACUUGUACAAAGACGCGAUAUGUAAAUUUCAAGACGACAUCCGAUUUUGGAUCGCUUAUAUGAAGUUCUGUAAGCAUGUGCACUUCCACAGCAAUAUAAACCACAUGUUAGGCAGGAUGCUGCAAGUGUACAGAGACAAGCCCAAGUGCUGGCACAUAGCGGCGUGUUGGGAAUUGGAGGAGAACAAGAAUAAACACAACGCACGACAGUAUCUCCUUAGAGGCUUACAGAUCCACCCUGACUCGCAGUUGUUGUACAUUGACGCUUUCAAACUCGAACUGGACAAUCGCCUAGCGACAGCCCCUAACGCUGAAAAUACCGAGAAUCAGGAAGGCAACCCGGUACCGGCGACGACAGACGACAGCGAAAUACCACUUCCAUUGAAAACGGCGUUCUUUAUAUACCAACAGGCUUUCGAUUGCGUUAAGGAUAUUAAAUUUAUCAUAAAAUUGCUCGACAUCACAAUGGAAUAUGACAAUGUCGAACAACUGCAGAAGAGAAUAAUCGACGACAUGUUUCGGGAGUAUGCUCACGAGCCCUUGGUGUGGGAUACCAUGGCGCGUCGCGAAUUGCAGGGUCUGGCGCAUCCGGGCUUCAGCGACACGCCGAUGGAGGUGGAGAAUGCCGAGCAGAUCUCUUUGAGGGAUCGCAUCACGAAGUGCAACAAGGUCUACCAGACGGCCGUAAAGAAAAUCAAAAACGAAGAAAUCUGGUCGUUGUACAUAGAUUGCUUGCUGGAGAUUAAUCGCGAUCUGCGGUCGUUGCCGAAUUUCAAGAGAAAACUCCUGAAAACUGCCCUGAUGCAGGCCCAUCAAGCGAAAAAGCUAAAAGAGGAACAUUACUUACACUGGAUUGAUAUAUUGAACACCAAUGGCGAGAACGACGAGGGCGUGCGGAAAAAAUUAGACGAAGUGCUGCGCGGAGCGACCGACGCUCUGCCAAACAGCGUCGGCAUUUGGCACGCGCGGCUCAAUCAUUUGUUGCGGUGUGGCCUGGAGAAAGAGGCGUACGCUAUGUUUCCGAAGGUAACGGAGAUAUUGGGCGAGAAAGCGUUACCCCUGUGGAAAAUGCGGAUCUUGCAUGCCCAGAUAAAGAGUUCGGAAGAGGCGGAGGAGAGCUUUCAAGCGGCCCUGCAGGCGCAUCCGCUGAUCGCCAGAGAUGUCAAGCCCAUGUGGCUCGAAUGGCUCGUUUUAACAAAAGGCAUCCGUGCAGUUCGCAAGGCGUACGAGAGCCUCUGCCUUCAACCGCCCACCUCGUUGGACUUCCACAAGAAGAUGAUCACGCUGGAGCUCGUGCAGCCGGAGACUCUGCCGAAGUACGUGCGGCGGCCUUACGAAAAGGCGAUGAUGCACUUCGGGACUAAGGACACGUCCAUCUGGAUAGACUACAUCAAGUACGAGAUGAAGCACGGGGACCCGAAGAGGGCCAGCGACAUCCACGAGCGGGCGGUCAAGACGUUAGAUCGCAGCUUAACGUAUUCCUUCCUUCAGGAUUACAGUCUGAUCGCGGCGAAACCCGAUUCCAUAAAAUGAUGCCGGCCAUAAAGCGUGCACCAUUUUGUACAUACAUCAAUUAUUUGUAAUUACUAGAGUAAUAUAUCGAAUUUUUCGAUAUAUUACUCUACAUAUAUAUGCAUAUCGAUAUAUAUGUCUGUAUGAACGAAUGUAUUUCAUCGAGAUCUAAGAUUAAGGUAUAUGUAUAGUCUUAAAAAUUUCCAUAAAUUUACAAAGUAACGUAGUGCAGUCAAUGAUUGCAGAAAUAUAUAACGAAGGUCUAAAACAA